Messenger RNA from Cornus florida, 1225 nucleotides. RefSeq names its product 14-3-3-like protein B. The record is from RefSeq and is a predicted model, not a curated record. Gene Ontology annotation, biological process: signal transduction. Bases 130 to 909 code for a protein of 259 amino acids. The transcript is spliced from 7 exons. Gene Ontology annotation, cellular component: cytoplasm. NCBI's taxonomy places the organism in Eukaryota, Viridiplantae, Streptophyta, Magnoliopsida, Cornales, Cornaceae.
CCACCAAACUACUUUCAUAUUUUUCUCCUCCUUUACCUUUCUCUUUCUCUCUCUUCUUACCUUUCCCUUCUCUCUCAUCCUUGAACUAGAGAGAGAAAGUUACUCAGAUCAGCCAACAGUGCAGCAUCCAUGGCCUCCUCCAAAGACCGGGACACCUUCGUCUACGUCGCUAAGCUGGCCGAGCAAGCCGAACGUUACGACGAAAUGGUUGAUGCGAUGAAGAAGGUAGCGAGGCUCGAUGUGGAAUUGACUGUCGAAGAGCGAAACUUGCUCUCCGUGGGGUACAAGAACGUGAUCGGUGCUCGGAGAGCGGCGUGGAGGAUCUUGUCGUCAAUUGAGCAGAAGGAGGAGUCGAAGGGGAACGAUGUGAAUGCGAAGCGGAUCAAGGAGUACAGGGGGAAAGUGGAGUCUGAGCUCUCGACCAUUUGUAGUGACAUUAUGACUGUGAUCGAUGAGCAUCUCAUUCCUUCCAGUUCUGCUGGAGAGUCCACUGUUUUCUACUAUAAAAUGAAAGGGGAUUAUUAUCGGUAUCUUGCAGAGUUCAAGGCUGGUAAUGAGAAGAAAGAGGUUGCCGAUCAGUCACUUAAGGCAUACGAGAUGGCUUCUACUACUGCAGAGACUGAUUUAUCUCCAACUCAUCCCAUCCGAUUGGGUUUGGCUUUAAAUUUCUCCGUGUUCUAUUAUGAGAUUAUGAACUCACCUGAAAGGGCCUGCCACCUUGCGAAGCAAGCAUUUGAUGAAGCCAUUUCUGAGCUGGAUACCCUGAGUGAGGAAUCUUACAAAGACAGUACAUUAAUUAUGCAGCUUUUGAGGGACAACCUCACUUUGUGGACUUCUGACAUCCCCGAGGAUGGAGAAGACAGGAUGGAAACCUCUGGCAAAGGUGGUGGAGGUGAAGAUGCUGAGUGAAGUUGCUUGGAAGCCCACGUCUGUUGAAAUGACUGGACUAGGGAAGGAUGACAUUGCCGUGUCAGUCGUCUUGUGUACUGUGUUUUAAGUUUCAAUAUGAUUCAGAAGCUCUCUCUAUUAUUGUUCACUGUUGUUGUUACUGAUGUAUAAUUGUAGAUGUCUAGACAAAGCAUCAGUGUUGUUUGUAUUCAUCAAGCUUUCUUUGCUCUGCUGUUUGUGGAUAACAUUGGUAGUGUUAAUGCUGUAUUAGGAAGUUUCAUAUUUUUCAUGUUUCUCUUCAGUUUAUUUCUAGUGGAAAUGCAAUAUCGUUCAGGUU